CAGAGAGACCGCGCACAAAAUCGCAGCCGCGAAACCGCGCGGAGUGGUCGUGGUUUUAUGGCCUUCUGGGUGACCACUAAAGCGGCCGGCUUUUCGCCUGUUUCUGUGUGAGCUUGGGAAGCUUCGCGAAAAGUGCAGCCUCGAAAAAUGAAAACGCCAACAAGAAAAUGCGCGCCCGAGGACAACUUUGUCAGAAGUCGGGCGCGCUUCAUGAUAUUAAGCCAGCCCGCGUGCUGCGGCUGCGGGCCAGAUUUGUCCCCGUUUUCUGGGCCUACCCCGGGGCGCCCGGACCGGCCCCAUACGAACGGGGCUGGUUCCCGAAGAGGAAUUUUGGAAAUUUCCCAAAAUCCCCAACGUUUGUGAAGUAGCCGCCAUUCCGUGCGGGCCCGCAAAAAGCAGGCGCGUGGGCGGCCCGCGGCCAGGGCGAAGGCAAAAGGAAGCCAGCGACCUCACUACCUCCGCCAGCACGGUGGCUAUAUUUGGCACGCGAUGCCCAUGCCGCCACUACUUAGGCAGCCAGUGGGCAGGGGAGUCCGAAGACUGCAAAAUUAGGCUGAGGAAGCGCAAAGACUACUUCCAUAUGUGUCAAAACGAAAAAACAAGGGAGCAAGCUUUCAUAGAAGUCAAAUGUCAAACGGGCCCCGAUCCGGUGGACUCAAAUCAAGCUCCCGAUCUGCAUUAAUGAUGAAAAAAAGAGAAAUGAAGAAAAGAGUAAAGAUAUGUAACUACAUAGAAGAGAGCAGCUAAUUAUUCAAUGAUAUUAGAGAGAUGCGGCAAUGGACAUGGAGCAUCCAUGGACACGCUCAGAUAUUAGCAUUGAUAUACUUGCUUGAAGGGCCUCUACAACAGCAGAAUAGGCAAAUUCUGUUGGAAAGUAGGAAAAAAAAAGUCAACAUCAAGUAUUCCGACAUGCAGGAAGGUUUCGCAGUAAGAGCAGGCAACCGUUACCUGAAGUUUGUUUGUUUGAUGUUACUAUUGGAUUCGCGGCAUCCGAUUGAAGGUUUUACCUUUUUCGCGCGACUCAAAGUUAAAAAGGACGGACACAAAGUAAAAAAUCAAAGUUGAUUUCACUGUCAUACGAGUAGAUCAGCAUAGUUUGCUGUGUCGCAAUCAUUCGUUCAUAAAACGGUAGCAUCGUGACGACACGCUGAACCUGAAGCCCAUGUAAGCGUCCCACCGAGGAAAUGCCACGUUGUAGUGGAGGUUACACCGGCAGGCACUGCAGGUGGCGUGUUCCCAAAGAAAUUGAA
This is a messenger RNA of Amoebophrya sp. A120, 1250 nucleotides long. NCBI's taxonomy places the organism in Eukaryota, Dinophyceae, Syndiniales, Amoebophryaceae. The record is from the annotation of a GenBank genome assembly.